UCAGCCUGUUCUCAUCUUCAGGCUCUUUACACCGCUUCGCCGCUGCAGCCCUCUCGGUACUUUAUAUUGCGCGUCGGUUUGAAUCCAGCUCGGUUUGCGCCUCCUGAAGGGAACCGGCGCUCACACGUCCAGUCCGGUCCCGUCCGGUUGACCCUUCCUGGCGUCUCGGGUAUCACCGCUCUGCCUGGCUAGAACAUUGUGUCCCUUAGUCGGGGUGGUGGGUGGUGGUGAGAAAAUGACCGCAAAGCAUCGAAGAGGCAAAGGCGCCCACAAGCAUGACGAUGACGGCUCGUUCAAAAGCGACGCCGCGGAGUCCGAAGUUGUCUCCGGAGUCAACGGGCACGCGCUCCUCCUGGGUCUACUCCUGCUCGUGGGGAUCGGCGGCGCCACCGGCGCGUGGUUCUGUUUCCAGCAGCACCAAACUUUAACUUACUUGACGGACAAUCUCAUGGGCAUGCAGAUGAAAAUAGUGAAACUACAGUCCUCCCAUGAAGCAAUGCGGCAGUCAAGCGGUGAGCAGCACGUUUCAGAGAGCCUGGAGACCCGCCUGAAUGCCCUGGAGGAUUCCUACGCACUGGCCCAGAAACAGGUGGGCAUGGCCCUGGCGACGGCCGAGCAGCUCAAGACGUCAGAGCUCCCCUCCCAGGUGCUGUCGCUCCACACGGAGAUGAGAGCCCGCCUGGCGGAGAUGCAGCAGGCCAGCGUGUCCCUGGAGCAGCUGAGCCAGCUGCAGACCACGCUGAAGGGGAAGAGCGAGGAGUUCGAGGGCGUCAGGAUUCAGGUGGACGGCCUGGCCACACUGAGCGCCGAGCUGUCCCGGAAGGUCGAGGGCUUGGCGGGGAGCGUGGGAGAGGCGGAGUCUCAGCUGGGGGAGAGGGCGGGACACGUCGCCACGCUGAGUGCCACCGUGGACGGACAGGCCGCCGCGGUGCUCGGCCUGAAGGAGCAGCUGUACACCUACCAAGCUCAGCUCGAGGCCAGCACCCUGGAGAUGGCUACCGUCAGAGCGUUGCUUGAGAGUGAACAGUCGCUGCGGCUCCAGCAGGCCAGUGUGGUGGAGGAGCAGCUCAAUACGGCGGAGGGACAGACGGAGGAAGAGAAAGCUGAAGAAGAGGAAGCUGCAUCAACUGAAGAGGAGGCACUUCCCGCAGACGUAGAACAAGAGGCGUCCAACCCAGAAGAAGAGGAGCUUCCCGCAGACGUAGAACAAGAGGUGUUCAACACAGAAGAAGAGGAGCUUCCCGCAGACGUAGAACAAGAGGCGUCCAACCCAGAAGAAGAGGAGCUUCCCGCAGACGUAGAACAAGAGGCGUUCAACACAGAAGAAGAGGAGCUUCCUACAGACGUAGAACAAGAGGUGUCCGACCCAGAAGAAGAGGAGCUUCCUACAGACGUAGAACAAGAGGCGUCCAACCCAGAAGAAGAGGAGCUUCCUACAGACGUAGAACAAGAGGCGUCCGACACAGAAGAAGAGGAGCUUCCUACAGACGUAGAACAAGAGGCGUCCAGCCCAGAAGAAGAGGAGCUUCCUGCCGAUGAUGAACAAGAGGCGUCCAACCCAGAAGAAGAGGAGCUUCCUACAGACGUAGAACAAGAGGCGUCCAACCCAGAAGAAGAGGAGCUUCCUGCCGAUGAUGAACAAGAGGCGUCCAGCCCAGAAGAAGAGGAGCUUCCUACAGACGUAGAACAAGAGGCGUCCAACCCAGAAGAAGAGGAGCUUCCUGCCGAUGAUGAACAAGAGGCGUCCAACCCAGAAGAAGAGGAGCUUCCUGCAGACGUAGAACAAGAGGCGUCCAACCCAGAAGAAGAGGAGCUUCCUGCCGAUGUUGAACAAGAGGCGUCCAACCCAGAAGAAGAGGAGCUUCCUACAGACGUAGAACAAGAGGCGUCCAACCCAGAAGAAGAGGAGCUUCCUGCCGAUGUUGAACAAGAGGCGUCCAACCCAGAAGAAGAGGAGCUUCCUGCCGAUGUUGCACAAGAGGCGUCCAACCCAGAAGAGGAAGAGGCAGAUAAAGGAGGAGAGGCAGCUGCACAGGAGGAUGCACCUGUCGAGCAGGAGGACUAUGUGACAGAUGAAACUGCUCCUGCAGAGGAGGUGGAGGCCGUAAAUGAGGAUCAGAUGCAGCAAGACGAGCCAGUCGCCUUAUCAGAAAAGACGGCAGAGGUGCAGCAGAUUGAAGAAGAGCCUGAAGAGGAGAACCAGGAAGCAGACGAAGAGGAGAGACACACAGCAGCAGAGGAGGAGGAG
Messenger RNA from Cyclopterus lumpus (lumpfish), 2248 nucleotides. RefSeq lists its product as uncharacterized. NCBI's taxonomy places the organism in Eukaryota, Metazoa, Chordata, Actinopteri, Perciformes, Cyclopteridae. The annotation marks the transcript as partial. The record is from RefSeq and is a predicted model, not a curated record. The transcript is spliced from 4 exons.